AUGAGCAUCAAAGACAGCAGCGGUCUUCAGGUGGUCGACAGUAGCCUCACCAGUGUUCGAGGAGACCACAAUAAUACUACUACGCAUAUUGGAGACAACUAUUAUCAAAAUACCGCCAGAACUGAGCCGGGCCUUGCAAGAUUAUUGAACCAGGUCGCAUUCAGCGCUCUCCAUGAUUCGGAGGCUCGUUAUCCUCAGCCCAAUGUUCUAGCUGGUACUCGGGAAGAGAUCCUCCAGAGACUCAGUCAUUGGAUUGAGGAUCCUUUCAAACAGAACAGAGUAUACUGGAUCAAUGGAGCUGCUGGAGUAGGGAAGUCGGCGAUUGCACAAGCACUGUCCGAAAAGUACAUCCAAGCUGGCCAACUAGCGGCCGCAUUCUUUUUUUCGAGGAACGAUGUCACUAGGGAUAAACUUGAACCGUUUGUUGCUACCAUUGCCCACCAGCUUGCAACCUGUGAUGGCCUUAAAUCCCUAAUAGCACCCCUUAUCGACCACACCAUCCACUCGACACCCGGGCUGCUGUAUAAAAAAUGGGAAACCCAGUUUAGAAGAUUGAUAGAAGAGCCGUGUGCUCAGGUGGACCCAAGGCACUGGUCUCAACUUCCACGACUCGUGGUCGUCGAUGGUGUCGACGAAUGCAUCGAGGUGACGUCUCAGAAGAGACUACUCCAGUUAAUCCAACAUGCCACUCCCACUCUUCCUCUCGACUUUCUCAUAUUUAGCCGACGGAACCACAUAUCUCUCACAUCUUCCGUCGCCAAUCCUCCAAUUUGUGUUCUUUCAGCUUGA
Molecule: messenger RNA, 789 nt
Organism: Marasmius oreades (fairy-ring Marasmius)
Lineage: Eukaryota; Fungi; Basidiomycota; Agaricomycetes; Agaricales; Marasmiaceae
Exons: 2
Coding region: 1-789 (262 amino acids)
Source: RefSeq, a predicted model, not a curated record